Molecule: messenger RNA, 474 nt
Organism: Durusdinium trenchii
Lineage: Eukaryota; Dinophyceae; Suessiales; Symbiodiniaceae
Source: the annotation of a GenBank genome assembly
AUGGCAAUUAGAACAAGGAUGAGGACUUUGGUAGCCUUGACAUGGAUCCCAAAGUCUAUGGCUGCCAUGUAUGUUGCUCUUGGAGCUGGGACUGUGCAGCUUGUUCUGAGGCUUUGCUCUGGCGUGGGUCAAGGUGGCAUCGACGCCUUGGCUUCCUUCCCUGUAAGCCUCACCUCCUUACACUUGAACUUUAGCUGCAACUCCGAGAUUAGGAGCUUGGCAAGCAUUUGCCAAAGCAUCAGAGGAUUGGCGCAAAGUUCCUUGAAGCUGUUGGACUUGGAUGUAUCUGCAGUGGAGAAGAUCAAUGACAAGAGCUUGAUUUUGUUGGCGGAAACGUUGGAGCUCAGCAGAUUGAGAAACAUAUUCUUGUCAUUCCGUUCAUGCAGAGCCCUGAGUGAUGUGGGGGUAGAAGCAGUUGCUGGCGCACUCCCCCCCCAGUGUCACACUCCUCAAGCUGGAUUUUGCAGACUGUGA